Messenger RNA from Thamnophis sirtalis, 1352 nucleotides. Lineage: Eukaryota; Metazoa; Chordata; Lepidosauria; Squamata; Natricidae. The record is from RefSeq and is a predicted model, not a curated record.
AAAAGGCCGCAAGAAUUUGGACGGAAAGUGGCUCUGAGAUGGGCAUCGGCGCUCCGGCGCUGCGGUUUAGAGCCGCCUCGGGAUUGAAAGUCAGCUAAAGCGCUUGGGCAUGGAGCCCGGAUCAAAAUCCCAGAUUCGUUUUGGCCUCCUUUUGGUGGAGAAUAAAUGACCGAUGGGCAGCUUCUCUUCCUUUUAGCAGGUGAAGCCUGGAUCAAGAGAGAAGGUAACAAAGGAUCUCUCCAGCCUCUGAGGGAUGCCCUGCUGGUUGAUAUGGAACAGCCACCAAAAAAACUAUCUGAGCAAAGUGAAGAUCUCCUGGAAUCUAAACCAUUAAAAACGCUGAAGAGGGAUCUGGGCAAGCAUCAGAAUCCUUUUACAGAGGAGAUUUGUUUUGACUAUGAGAACAGCCCUCGGAAGAUGCACCUAAAUGACCGUCCGUUUAAGUGUGACGUGUGCGAGAAAAGCUUCCGCCACAGUUCCAGCCUCUUAACCCACCGAAGGCUGCAUACUGGGGAGAAACCAUAUAAGUGCACUGAGUGCGGGAAGAGCUUCAACACCAGCUCAGCGCUGAUCGUGCACCGCCGGACCCACACCGGAGAGAAGUCCUACGUCUGCUCAGACUGUGGGAGGUGUUUCAGCGAAGGCUCGGUGCUCAUCAAGCACUGGCGGAUCCACACCGGGGAGAAGCCGUACAAAUGCGCCAUUUGCGGAAGGGGCUUCCGGCAGAGCUCCCAGCUGCGGGCCCACGAGCGGACCCACACAGGGGAAAAACCUUACGAGUGCCAGGACUGUGGGAAAUGCUUCAGCACCAGCUCUAAUCUCUCGGCCCACCAGCGGACCCACACGGGGGAAAAACCAUACAUCUGUCCUGAGUGCGAUCGACGAUUUGGUCACAAGUCGCAUCUCAUCUCCCACCAGAAGACACACACCGAGAAGCUGCACGCUUGCUCCGACUGCCCAGCAACCUUCCGCAUGCUCCACCAGCUCCUGGUCCAUCGCAAGUCACACCAGGAAGAGAGGCGAUACAAAUGCCUCCUGUGUGGAAAGACUUUCAGCUACAGCUCAGCCCUCUUGGCACACCAGAGGAUGCACACGGGAGACCGGCCAUUCAACUGCCUGGAGUGCGGGAGGAGUUUUGUCCGGAAUUCAGACUUGAACAAACACCAGAGGAUCCACACAGGGGAGAAGCCCUAUGAGUGUCCAGAGUGUGGGAAACGAUUUAACCAAAGCUCCCACCUGGUUAGCCACCGGAGAGUUCACAUGAAAAGCGUUGCGAAAAAUCUUGGCACGGAUGUCCCCGCUCCAAGGGGACGACAAAUAGUGUCUUCCCGAUGAGCUCUUUUGCAUCAUUU